AACAAAUAAAGUCAAAUACUGUAUUGUAUAAAAUGGCGAGCAAAAUUAUUGGGAAUCUGGCAGGUCGUUUGGCCGUUGUUACAGGUGCUGGAGGUGGGAUAGGCCGGACAGUAUGUGAACGUUUUGCAAAUGAGGGAUCUUCUGUGAUUGUCGCUGACAUUGAUGGAUCUAGUGCAAAGAAGACAGCAGAGGCUUUAGGAGGUAGUGAUGCAAAUCAUUCUCAUUUUGAGAUGGAUGUAACAUCAUCACAGCAGAUUGAACAGUUUAUGGAAGAUAUCAAGAAAAAGUACAAAAGAUAUCCUUGUAUAUCUGUCAAUUGUCAUGGUAUAACUCGAGAUGAUUUCCUCAUAAAAAUGAGUGAAAAGUCAUUUAAUGAAGUUAUCAAUGUCAAUCUUAAGGGCACAUUUCUUAUGAUUCAAGCAGCUGCGAAAGGAAUGAUUGAGUCCAAGGUGGAGAAUGGUUCUAUUGUCAGUAUUGGAAGCAUUUCGGGGAAGGUGGGAAAUCUUGGUCAAGCAAACUAUGUUGCAUCUAAAGCAGCUAUAGAAGCUAUGAGUAGGACCUGUGCUAAAGAACUAGCUUUGUAUGGUAUUAGGUGUAAUGUUAUCCUACCAGGGUUUAUCCAGACAUCCAUGCUAAAUACAAUUCCUCAAAAAGUAAUAAAAAAGUUCACGUCAGCUAUACCUCUCCAUCGCCUAGGAACGUCAGAAGAUGUAGCGAAUGCUGCUUAUUUUCUUGCCUCGACAGAGAGCAGUUAUAUUACUGGAUCGAGUAUAGAGGUCACUGGAGGAAUUUAUAUGUAACCUUUAUGAAGAAGAUUUAACGAAGAAGAUUUAAUGAAGAAAAGUUGAAAUUUGUUAUAUAAUAAUUAUAUAUAUUAUCUCUAUAUAGUAUAUUUUAUCAAUGUAAUUAUUUACUGAAAGAACAAACUUCUAAAUGUGUGGGUUUUGCCGUUUGAAAUAUCAGGCAGUGAGGCGCUGGUUCUUCAAACUGACAAAAGCCCGGGCGGUUAAGUGUUACCCUAGCAUAAAUUCACAAAUCAAUAUUUCCAACAGCUGGUUGAUACCGUAGUAAAAGUUUUCAAUGAAUCUUUUCUGGUUUAAUAAAGUUCUAUAUGUUCGAAGGCUUGGAUAAAAAAAAGCAGCCUGGAUUAAUUAAACGUAAGGUUAGUGCUAACCGUCCGGCCACUGUUUUGACAUUGAUAGUCUGUCUAUUUCUUGAAAACCAGAAGGAAAAUUUUGAUGUUUUUAUGGUAAUUAAAAGACGUAACAAGUAGAGACGAUA
Dendronephthya gigantea is the source of this 1281-nucleotide messenger RNA. Its product is annotated as estradiol 17-beta-dehydrogenase 8-like. Gene Ontology annotation, molecular function: oxidoreductase activity, acting on the CH-OH group of donors, NAD or NADP as acceptor. The transcript is spliced from 8 exons. The record is from RefSeq and is a predicted model, not a curated record. The coding region runs from base 33 to 800 and encodes 255 amino acids. NCBI's taxonomy places the organism in Eukaryota, Metazoa, Cnidaria, Anthozoa, Malacalcyonacea, Nephtheidae.